ACAAAAUCAAACAAAAUGUUCAAAUUGUUCGCUGUCUGCAUGUUGGCUCUCUUCGCUGGUGCUUUGGGUGCUGCUAAACCUGGCUUAUUAGCUGCUGCACCAGCUGCUGUUGCCUAUUCCGCACCUUUGGCUUACUCUGCACCAGUUGCUGCUGCUUACACUGCACCAGUUGCUGCUGCUUACAGUGCACCAGUUGCUGCUGCUUACACUGCACCUUUGGCUUACUCUGCACCAGUCGCUGCUGCUUACAGCGCCGGUUAUGUAGCACCAUAUGCCAGUAGCUAUAUUGCCCAUUCAAUACAACACUCUGCUGCUAUUCCAGCUGCCUAUGCUGCCGCUCCAGUAGUUGCUGCUGCACCAGCUGUAUACUCCGCUGCUCCAGCAGUAGCUGUUCUUAAAAAAUGAAAAGGAAGAAACUAAAUUUCG
Teleopsis dalmanni is the source of this 426-nucleotide messenger RNA. RefSeq names its product vitelline membrane protein Vm26Ab. Bases 16 to 405 code for a protein of 129 amino acids. The transcript has 2 exons. The record is from RefSeq and is a predicted model, not a curated record. Lineage: Eukaryota; Metazoa; Arthropoda; Insecta; Diptera; Diopsidae.